Molecule: messenger RNA, 1515 nt
Organism: Prunus armeniaca (apricot)
Lineage: Eukaryota; Viridiplantae; Streptophyta; Magnoliopsida; Rosales; Rosaceae
Source: the annotation of a GenBank genome assembly
AUGAUCUCCCAAGUCUCAACCGACAUUCCGCUAGCAGAAGACGACCCUAUAAUCGGCUUCCAAAAGAAAGAUCUAAUUGGCCUUGAUCUACCACACAAUGACGCUCUUGUCAUCAGCAUUCAAAUCGCUCAGGCCAUGGUCGGCCGAAUCCAUGCAGACGAGGGCAGUGCGGCCAACAUCCUACAAUUGACAGUUAUCCAACAGAUGGGCUUAGAGGCAAAGAUCAAUAAAUCAGCCAAGUCGCUGACUGGUUUCAAUGGAGCAACAACGGUCACCGUAGGCACGAUAGAGCUCGACGUCUACGCCCCACCUGUAAUCAGCUCUCAAACGUUCAUGGUCAUUGAUGAAGUCUCACCCUACAAUGGCAUUCUAGGCAGACCAUGGAUCAGCAAGAUCAAUGCCAUCACCUCCGCCACACACCAGAAGAUUCGCUACCCAAUUCCUUGGGGUGGGAUCGGCCAAAUCAACAGCGAUCAGGCGAUGGCGAGGAAAUGCUCAGCUCAAGGGCUGAAGAAAGGCAAGCAAACACAGUUCCUCCCUGUGAAUCAAGCAGAUCUAAAGGGAGUAGAACAAGCAGAUGAGAAAGUAGAUCCCCAAUCAAAGAAUCAGGACCAAGUCGAGGGAAUCCGUCCGGAGGUCUAUCCUGAAGAAGGAUGGAAGCCCGAGGAGGACGUUGAGCUAGUACCCCUUGAUCCUGACAAGCCAGAGAGAACAGCGCGGAUCGGCUCGCGCUUAAGCCAGGAGGAAAAGGCAGAGCUUAUUGCUUUCCUCCAGAACAACAAAGACGUAUUUGCAUGGUCACCAUCUGACAUGCCUGGCAUCGAUCCCCAGAUCAUCUGCCAUCGCCUACACGUCAACCCAGCCAUCAAGCCUGUAGUGCAGAAGAGACGCAACUUCGCCCCCGAGCGAGUCACCAUCAUUGAAGCCGAGAUCGACAAGCUUCUAGUUGCCGGUUUCAUUGAAGAAGUCUCAUACGCAGAAUGGCUGGCGAACGUUGUUCUAGUAGCAAAGAAAGAUAAAGGCCUGUGGAGAGUGUGCGUCGACUAUACUGACCUCAACAAGGCAUGUCCUAAAGAUAACUUUCCACUGCCGAGAAUUGACCAGCUCGUCGAUUCAACUUCCGGCAAUCAACUGCUAAGCUUCAUGGACGCCUACUCCGGUUACAACCAGAUCAUGAUGCAUGAAGACGACAAGGCAAAGACCUCUUUCAUCAUCGAAAGAGGUACCUACUGCUACAAGGCCAUGCCCUUUGGGCUGAAGAACGCCGGGGCAACCUACCAAAGGCUGGUGAAUAAAAUUUUCAAAGAGCAAAUCGGCAAGACUAUGGAGGUCUACGUGGACGACAUGCUAGUCAAAGCUCCCGAGCUAGCAGACCACAUCGAGAAUCUUGCCGAGACAUUCAGCCUACUCCGAAAAUACAACAUGAAGUUGAACCCGAGGCUUAAGCGGGUGGGCUUUGGUAGGGGCUUAGGUGUGCAACCGAGGGGUCAUCGAGGUCAACAGGAACACGGAUAG